Messenger RNA from Morone saxatilis (striped sea-bass), 2642 nucleotides. It is a transcript of the gene dpf2l, whose product is annotated as D4, zinc and double PHD fingers family 2, like. Gene Ontology annotation, biological process: nervous system development. Lineage: Eukaryota; Metazoa; Chordata; Actinopteri; Moronidae. The transcript is spliced from 11 exons. The record is from RefSeq and is a predicted model, not a curated record. Gene Ontology annotation, cellular component: nBAF complex. Bases 175 to 1335 code for a protein of 386 amino acids.
UGAGAGUAAAACGAGCAGCCACACGGCGCUGAACGUAUGACUGGUUAGUUGUUGUAUUACCGCAGAGGGAAGGACACUUUAAACCUCGCAGCCUCGAUGUUGAACACAGUAUUUGUCCCAAGAGAAUAACGUUACCCGGAGCUAAGGCUGGGAGAGCAGUAUUACAGAGAUGCCAUGGAGCAGUGUCAUAGUUACAACGCUCGUCUGUGUGCUGAGCGCAGCAUCCUCAUGCCCUUCCUGGACUCUCAGACUGGCGUAGCCCAGUCCAACUGUUACAUCUGGAUGGAGAAGAGACACCGUAGUGCAGGUGUAGCUCCAGGGCAGCUGUACACCUAUCCAGCCCGUCGCUGGAGGAAGAAACAGCGUUCCCAUCCCCCCGAGGACCCCCGCUUGGCUUUCCCGCCUCUCAAAACAGCAGAUUUGGAGCUGGGUCUGAAGCGUGAUGCGCUGGGGGCGGUGGACGGCAGCAGUCUGGAGGCCCUGCUGAAGGGGGAGCCCCUCGACAGGAGGAGCGGAGUGUCGGACAUCCGCGGUCCUGAGGACGACUCUGCAAGCGUGGAGCCUCCUGCCACCUCAACGACCACUACGUCCUCUGGUCGUGUCCGUAAGAGAGUCCUUGACCAUGACGACUAUUUGGACGACCUGGAUGACGAAGACUUUGAGGACGAAACCCCCAAGAGACGAGGCAAGAGCAAGUCCAAGGGCCGUAGUGACAAGAAUGGCAAGAAAAAACAGGAGGCGGCAGCUGCAGCGCUGGAGGAGAGGGACAAACCGUACGCCUGCGACAUCUGUGGGAAGCGCUACAAGAACCGUCCUGGCCUGAGCUACCACUAUACACACUCUCACCUGGCCGAGGAGGAGGGCGAGGACCGCGAGGAGAUCGAGGCACCACCCACUCCUCGCCAGCCUGAGGAGCAGAAGACAACUAAGAAGGGGCCCAAUGGGUUGGCACUGCCCAACGAUUACUGUGACUUCUGUCUGGGAGAUUCCACCUUAAACCAGAAGACUGGCCAAUCAGAAGAGCUGGUGUCCUGCUCAGACUGUGGACGCUCAGGCCACCCGACGUGCCUGCAGUUCACACCAGUAAUGAUGGCUGCAGUGAAGACUUACCGCUGGCAGUGCAUCGAGUGCAAGUGCUGUAACGUCUGCGGCACCUCAGAGAAUGACGACCAGCUGCUGUUCUGUGAUGACUGCGACCGAGGCUACCACAUGUACUGUCUAAGUCCCCCCAUGACUGAACCACCAGAGGGGAGCUGGAGCUGUCACUUGUGCCUGGCUCUGCUGAAGGAUAAAGCCUCCAUAUACCAGCAGAACCAGAGCUCCGCCCCCGAGUGACACCAUGUCACCAAGUCCCACCCCCUCAGUAACGGGACCCCAACCCCCGAUGGAAAACGUCAGACCUCCUCUCAGUCCAGAGCUCCAGGCUCCGUCCAGAUGUAGCUGAGCCAGAUCGCAGAUCAGCUUUAGAAGUCUUAAUAUCCACAGCGUCAGUGGGGGGGUCAAACUAUCACUACCAACCUGCCUGCCGAGCCCCCGAGGCUUGCCGUCAAACAUACAUAUUGUGCGUAUAUACAGUAUAGACACACACACACUCUCUCCUGGACUGUUACACACACACACACACACUAGAUGCAGAGACAGAGAGCAUGCAGUAACCAUAGUAACUGCUGUCUCCAUGGGAGCUCCCAGGAGCAAAUGGAUUAGCAUCACAGCUAAUUAUCUGCACCCUUUCACACUCAAAGACACAGUGUGGACUGUCGAGACAACACAGUUUCUUUUCUGCCAAAUUAUCUAUUUUUACUCCGGGUGUGGGAGAAAGAAAAUAUCACCACGUAUACGGUUGAGGAAUAUUAUUAUUAUUAUUAUUAUUAUUAUUACUAUUGUUAUUGUUCUGGUUACUAGUGGACUUUUGUAGUGGCAUUUGUCUGUGUACUUUUAUCUGAUUGGAGCGUUUUAUCUUUUGAAGAGGUUUCCUCCCCGAGGGGAGCCGGUCAGUGCCAAGGUCCACCAUCAUAUGUAAUACACAACAACAACGACCCACGGAGCUUUUCAUCAAUCACAUAAACCAUCGUUGUUUUUUGUCUUUUUUUGUUUUAAAUCAGUGGGACAAAGACGGGAAAACAAAGUCUUAAUUUUUGCCAACAAAAAAGAACAACCGUUGGCUUCGACUCAUCAAGCUGUUGGCACAAAAUGUUUGGUCUUGAUACUUAACGGUUGCACCAAAACCAACUUAUCAUGGCUGUUACUUUAACCAACCACUACACAGCUGAGCAUCAUCCUGUUCACAUAAAACAUUCAGUGUAACAUCAACAUUCAUUCUUCAACAUCAUUUUGUCCGUCAGACAGAGCUACCGCUCUCUUAUUUUGAAAAACCCUGACUUUUGAUAAGUCAGACCACUGUUUGAACCAGACUGCUGUAAGUCCGUUACAUGAAACUAGUAAUCACAGAGGUGCAUCCUUUUCUCAACGACGUUUUGUGCUAGCCUUUUAGGAACCGUUUGGCAGUGACAUCACUCUCCACACGUCAGCCGCUGUCGAACCGACGACACGAGAUCAUUUACAAACUGUAGCUGCUUUUAUCAUUUGUCACACUGAGGCAGAUUUUGCAUGCAGAUUGCACCUGUAUGAAUGCGCACACACAC